AUGGCCAAGGAAGCUAGGGAGCCGACGUACGACGACUACGUCGAGAGGAUCCACUACUCGGACAAGUACUCGGACGACAAGUGGGAAUACCGCCACGUCAUCCUGCCAAAACCGCUGCUGCGCCUGAUCCCCAAGAGCUACUUUGACCCCGAGGAGCAGGGCGUGCUGCGCAUCCUCUCGGACCAGGAGUGGAGGGGCCUCGGCAUCACACAAAGCGUCGGGUGGCAGCAUUACGAGGUGCACGCACCGGAACCGCACAUCCUCCUCUUCCGGAGGGAAAAAGACUACCAGCAAAAGUACGGACCCCAGGGCAAGCCCGCAGACCUGCAGCGAGUCAGGAGGUGA
This is a messenger RNA of Pseudozyma flocculosa PF-1, 345 nucleotides long. RefSeq lists its product as uncharacterized. The record is from RefSeq and is a predicted model, not a curated record. Bases 1 to 345 code for a protein of 114 amino acids. Gene Ontology annotation, cellular component: SCF ubiquitin ligase complex; cyclin-dependent protein kinase holoenzyme complex. Gene Ontology annotation, biological process: regulation of mitotic cell cycle. The transcript has 5 exons. Gene Ontology annotation, molecular function: cyclin-dependent protein serine/threonine kinase activator activity; protein kinase binding; histone binding. Lineage: Eukaryota; Fungi; Basidiomycota; Ustilaginomycetes; Ustilaginales; Ustilaginaceae.